CUGGGGAGAGAAGAUGGAGCCUUCCCCGUUCAGCAGAAGGCAAUGGGCCUCCCAGUCUCUGAAAAUCACCGCCAAGGAGCUUUCCCUGGUCAACAGGAACAAGUCCUCGGCCCUGGCCGAGAGGUUCUCCAAGUAUCAGAAAGCUGCUGAAGAAGCCACUGCUGAGAAGAAAAGAAGUAACGCGGAAAACCUGCCCCCUCACUUCACCAGGGGCAAUCUGAGCGCGCUGAAGAAGAAGUGGGAGAAUCCGGCGCUGGGAGCGGAGUCCGGGAGGGAAUCGCUGCGGGGCGGCUGCGCUGAGGUUCGGCACAAGGUCGGCACCGGCCGCGCUCCUUCCCCAUCCCCGGGGGCUGGGGCUGACGGCUCGAAGCCCAGAAUCCACUCAGCGGAGGGUGGCAACAUGGAAAACUGUGUGCGAGAGCCCAGGGAAGCGGAGAAGCCCGAGGCCGGCGAGGGAGCGGAGCCGCUGGGCAGGAUCGAGAAGUACAACGUGCCCCUGAGCAAGCUCAAGAUGAUGUUCGAGAAGGGCGAGCCCCCCCAGCCCAAGCAGGUGCCCAGGGAGCCCCGCAGGACGGCGCUGGGCAGGAGGGUGUCGGAGAACAGCGGCUCCUCCGAGGACUGCGACGCGGGACCAGGGCAUCUUGUAGAGACCAUCCCAGGACUGAGCUUGGACAAGGCAGAGAGCAGGAGGAGCCUGGACCUGCCUCGUUUGACAGAGACAUCCAUAAAGGACAGGCUGGCCAAGUACCAGGCAGCUGUGUCCAAGCAGGGCAGCUCCUCAGCCCUCACUCCCAUGAGUGAGAUUCAAGCCAGUGAGAGUGAACUCAAGAAUUACAGAUGUGGGCAGAAGGAGAAUGUGGCACCAAGUGAGGACUCCAGUUCCUGUCAGGAUGGGGAGAAGGUUUCUGUAGAUGGGAACAGCUCGUCUCUGCACUCUGGUGUGCUGGAGGAUGGCCAUGCUGGACAGAACUCGGAGAGCGAGGCAGAAGCUCAGAGAGCUGUCAGCUCAAAGCAGCAGAGCCCCAGUGCCAGGGCUGGCCAGGCAGACACCUCCCCACCCAAAGCCGUGAAGAAAUUCCAGUUGCCAAUGAAGGAGACCUGUGUUGGGUGCCAGAAGACCGUGUACCCCAUGGAAAGGCUCUUUGCCAACCAGCAGGUGUUUCACAUCAGCUGCUUCCGCUGUUCCUACUGCAACAGCAAGCUCAGCCUCGGGACGUACGCGUCGCUGCGGGGCAACAUCUACUGCAAACCCCACUUCAACCAGCUCUUCAAAUCCAAGGGCAACUACGACGAGGGCUUUGGGCACAAACAGCACAAGGAGUUGUGGGCAGGCAAAGCGGAAUGUGAGGAAUCCCUGGAAAAAAACGUCCCUGGGGCGAACGCAACAGAGGCUCCGCAGAGCCCCGGAGUGGAGGACGCCCCGAUUGCAAAAGUGGGGGUUCUGGCAGCGACUAUGGAAGCGAAAGCCUCGGCUGUGCCUGAAAGAGAAGAGAGACCGGCGGAAACGAAAAAGCUCAGGAUCGCCUGGCCCCCUCCCUCUGACCAGAGCAUCCAAGGAAGUGCCUUAGAGGAGGGCAUCAAAGUACUCAAACCCAAGUGGCCCCCGGAGGAGGAGGUUUCCAAGCCGGACGGGCAGGAGGACGUGGACCUGGAUCUCAAGAAGCUGAGAAGAUCUUCCUCGCUGAAGGAGCGGAGCCGCCCCUUCACGGUGGCGGCCUCGUUCAGAACGGUGUCUGUGAAGGGCCACAAAGCAGAGAACUCGCCCUCUCCUCCCAAGGCCGAGAGGGACGCCCUGAAAAAGGGGGAGGAACUGGAGAGAGAGGUCGUGGCGGAGAAAAAGCCGAAGGAAAAGAAGGUUGAGCGCAGGAACACCCAGAACCCCGAGGAGAGAAAAGCGGAGGAAGAGCAGGGACCGCGUGGUGUCAGGACAGCGGAGCACGGCGUUGUGGAGAACGGCCAGGUGGGUGCAGAGACGGACGAGGAGGAACACCCCGCGGAAGAGCCGGAAAUCCCAAACGAAGAACUCCUCGAGCCGAACUCUCCCAAACGUUCCAGCCUGGGCAGCGUCGUGAGCGCCAAGGAGGCGUCCCCGAACCAGAACCGCAAAUCCCAAGACGUGGGGUUCUGGGAGGGCGACGACGUGGAGGAUCUGUCCGUGGAAGAGCAGAUCAAAAGGAAUCGCUACUAUGAAGAUGAGGAUGAUGAUGAUGAUGAUGAAGAAUAAAUUGGCCUUUUCCUAGGAAACUCGCUGCGAGGUGCUGGGCCUUUGGAAAUGGGUGUUUUUAGCUUUAACAAACAGCUCUCCUCCAUGAAGUGAUGCUACACUGCACGUUAAGGGAAUCCACGUCCAAAUUAUCUCAACUGGGAAACUCUGGAAGCCUGCGGAGAGUCUCUCUGGGGCCAUGGGAACAAGUGUGUGGUUGUGGGACAGCGUCAGCAGGUAAUGU
Molecule: messenger RNA, 2447 nt
Organism: Empidonax traillii (willow flycatcher)
Lineage: Eukaryota; Metazoa; Chordata; Aves; Passeriformes; Tyrannidae
Gene: LIMA1
Product: LIM domain and actin binding 1
Exons: 10
Coding region: 14-2224 (736 amino acids)
Biological process (GO): actin filament bundle assembly
Cellular component (GO): actin cytoskeleton; plasma membrane
Molecular function (GO): actin filament binding
Source: RefSeq, a predicted model, not a curated record